UUUGGGUUUAAAAAGCAUCUGCCAAAUGCCAUGUAAUGUAAUGUUAAUGUAAUGCUAUGUACACAUAUUUUGCAUCUCUGACUUUGAUCUUAAACGCCAACAUUAACAUAUAGAAUGGACAACAUGAAUAUAACCUUGUGGCAGCGGGGGCGUGGUCAAGCACCGGUCUGUGACAGGAGGGCGGAGUUGGGGAAGGUAAGUGGCAGAAUCGCUUCACCUGAGUGUCAUUAACCUGUGUUUUGUGUGUUCUCCCCAGUAAACCGCCCUAUUUAAGGAGGGAGAGCGAGACGCUGUGUGUGUGUGUCUCUCGCGCUACUUUGAAACAGUAUUGUAACCCUGAAAAGUGUGGCAAUAAAGCCGUUAGACAAACCUGAUCUCUGUCCUGCCGUCCUCUGUGCUCCACCCACACGCGAUUCUCGCUACAAACCUAGAUCAUAUGAAUAGCUCGGUCAGGCCAAUCAUGUAUUUUGUUGUGGAGUUCCUUGACAACUCUGUUGGGAUUGUAAGCAACAGCUGGACUAAUGGUGACAAUUCGAUGACCUUCUGGCCACCUUAUGCAGAUCCAAAUAAAUUUAAAAUGGCUCUAUUAACACAUGCAGUCCCUGGACCAGCGUGGACCACCCACACCAUCACAGUUUUGGGCACUGCAGAUGACUAUGAAAAGGCGAGAAAAAAGGCCAAAAUGGCAGAAACACAUUUAGCUGUCGCCAGUGAGCCUGAGGAGUUGGAGAGAUGCCAGUGUUCAAGACAACCAACGAAACGUUACAUCACCCUGCCUGAGCCUGGACCAAGUAGACCAUUGCCACCAGUUCCACCAGCAGCGAUGAACCUGACUCUUAUGAGCCCACCACCUUCACCAGUGAGGCAGCCAUCAUUGUCCUCAUCAAGUUCACACUCAGGCCAAGCCCAUCACAUGGACACCCAGCUGUUGAGCCCACCUCAACCCCUCCCAAUUCACCCCCCUUUGAGGCAGCCAUCAUCAUCCUCAAGAAAUCCAUCUGAACAAGUGGACGACCAACUUAGUCCACCCCUCCCUAUUUACCCACCUGCAAGGCAGCCAUCAUUAUCCUCAGGCCUUGAGAGAUAUUUGGUCUCUACGCUGGAGGAGAUUAAGGAUAGGCUGUCUGCAUUGGAGCGGACGGUGACAAUGUUGGCCAGAUCAGGCAGCAACAAACACGCAAAGCUGCCAGACAACUUGGAGCUACCUCUCCAGAACUUCCAGGACCUCAAUGGACUGGAGGAAAAACUGGAGGACAGCCCCUACCAAAAAGAAUUGACUGCUUAUCUGGGGACAAUUGGUGGUGCCACUGUCCAGGCCACAACCAGGAGGGUCCUGGCCACCGUUUUCGGCCAUUCAUUGGCCAUGACCAUCAAUUGGAAUGGGUGCAAUGACAAAAGGGCAUUCCGGGACCUAAAAUUAAAGAGGGUAGUUGUAGAUGCUGUUAGGAGAGGCUCAAUGGACUCCCCACCAGCAGCACAGAUUGAGGACGAGGUGAAGGUGUGGUUCCGGAAUGCCCGAGAUAGGGCGGGUGGCCGUAGGCAGCGGUACAUUCGAGUUGCAGCACAGGACGUUUAAUAUAUGUGUGUGCGCGUGCGUGUGUGUGUGUUAGUGGUGGAAGAUAUUCUUUACUUUUGAAUGACAACCUCACUGGGAUGUUAACCUAUAUACGCACCUGUCAAUUUACAGAGGUGUGCAAAAGCGUUUGAUGAACUGUAUGUAUUUGUUCAAAUUUAUUUAUUUAUUUAUUUAUUCAU
Neoarius graeffei (lesser salmon catfish) is the source of this 1755-nucleotide messenger RNA. RefSeq lists its product as uncharacterized. The record is from RefSeq and is a predicted model, not a curated record. NCBI's taxonomy places the organism in Eukaryota, Metazoa, Chordata, Actinopteri, Siluriformes, Ariidae. The coding region runs from base 437 to 1576 and encodes 379 amino acids. The transcript has 9 exons.